Messenger RNA from Pieris brassicae (large cabbage white), 1065 nucleotides. It is a transcript of the gene Or-13, whose product is annotated as odorant receptor 46a-like. Gene Ontology annotation, molecular function: odorant binding; olfactory receptor activity. Gene Ontology annotation, cellular component: plasma membrane. The transcript has 4 exons. The record is from RefSeq and is a predicted model, not a curated record. The coding region runs from base 29 to 844 and encodes 271 amino acids. NCBI's taxonomy places the organism in Eukaryota, Metazoa, Arthropoda, Insecta, Lepidoptera, Pieridae. Gene Ontology annotation, biological process: sensory perception of smell; detection of chemical stimulus involved in sensory perception of smell.
UGUGUCGAAAGUCUUAACGUUCGUUUUUAUGAGAGAAAAAAUUACCCAAUUACUCAGUAUAUUGAAAAGUGACUUAUUUCAACCAGAGAACGAGAAAGAACGCCACAUUUUAUAUAAAGCGAAUAAAUUUAUUAUCACCUAUUGGAGAAUAGUUGCUGUGGUAUCCUUUACAUCGAAUAUAACUCAUGUAACAUCCCCGUUGUUAUUACAUUUGAUUUUUGGCGCUCCACUCUCACCCCCUGUAUGUAGCUACUCAUUUUUACCAGAGAAUACCACCCAUACAUUUAUUUAUCCCAUAUAUUUCUACCAGACCAUCGGUAUACAUUUUCAUAUGUUGAACAAUGUAAAUGUCGAUACAUUUAUUCUCGGUCUUAUGAUUCUCGUGAUGGCCCAAUUGGAUAUUCUAGCUGUGAAGUUGGAAAAUGUUACGAAUAUGCCAUCUGCGAUCAACCAUGAUCGAUCCCAGUGUACAGACGCUGAGAGAAAUUUAAUCCUGAAAUUGAAUAGUUCUUUAGAACGGUACAACGAAGUUACAAAGUUUUGUGAACUGAUAGAAGAAGUAUUUAGUGUAUCUUUAUUCGUCCAAUUCAGCAUUGCAUCUGCUGUUAUUUGUGUAUGCUUAUUUCGAUUUACGUUGAGUUAUUAUCUUUCCUUUGCCAUAUACAGCUCUGAUUGGACACCUCAACCUCGUGACUUUAAAAGAAACAUGAGAAUUUUUGUGGAGAGGGCGAGUAGGCCACUUUCCAUAACUGGUUUGAAGAUGUUUCCGAUGUCGCUUAGUACAUUUACAUCAAUAAUGAAUUCCGCUUACUCCUUCUUUACAUUGCUACGAAAUAUGGAGUAGUUGCAAGAAUCACGUAAAACUCACUCAUGUACGUAGUUGCUUCACUUUGAAAUCAAAUUCCUUUAGUUUUUAUAGUUUAUGAAUAGAUGUUUAAUUAUUUUAUUCUGCGUUGGUUAGGAUUGCCUGUAAGUGCUUGUCACAUUGAAUAAUGUAUUUCAUUUUUCUUAACUACAAGAUAAACAUUUUUCUUAAAUAUUUUGGCAAGAUUUUGUACAUAAAUU